AUGGACAAAUUAGCUUCACAUCGUGCAGAUAAAAUUUUUGUUAAAGUCUGGAAAGCAACAAAACGUCUUGACUUUAAAUCUAGCUUACCUGCGUAUAUAAAUGGUGUGCACGAACCAAAGUCAAUUACCGACUUGUUUUUGCACCACUUCGAAGUUGAUCCCUCGCCAGCUAGAAACGUACAGCAGUAUGCUGCUAUGCCCGUUGACAUUAACAGUACCGAGGAAGCUACCUAG
Molecule: messenger RNA, 234 nt
Organism: Parnassius apollo (apollo)
Lineage: Eukaryota; Metazoa; Arthropoda; Insecta; Lepidoptera; Papilionidae
Source: the annotation of a GenBank genome assembly